UGAAGUUUCUGCCUCUCCUGGCUUUAUCAUCUCACCUCAACAUGACUGAAAAAGCAAAUGAAAGCCAGAGAGAUGGAGAAUAUUCACUCUAACGCAUCGCGCAGCAUCACUUGACCGCGCAGCUCCUCGCGGAUGAUGUGGCAUGCCGGCGUGGCCAUCGCCUCCGUUUACGGGGCCCUCAGCGUUUUCGGACUCAUUGGCAACAUCACGCUCAUCAAGACGUUUUGCUCGGCCAAAUCCAUCCGCAACGUUCCCAAUCUGUUCAUGUCGAGCCUUGCACUGGGGGACGUUCUGCUGCUGGUGACAUGCGCUCCGGUGGACGCCAGCCGCUACCUUUCAGACGAGUGGCUGUUCGGGAGAGUGGGCUGUAAGGUCAUCCCCUUCCUUCAGCUCGCCUCUGUUGGGGUUUCCGUGUUCACCCUCAUGGCCCUCUCUGCCGACAGGUACAGGGCCAUCGUGAAGCCCCUAGAUCUUCAAAAAUCGACCACCACAAUCAGCAUUGUCCUGCGAGCGGCAUUCAUCUGGGUCUUCUCCCUCAUCUUGGCAAUCCCCGAGGCCGUGUACUCGGACCUCCACACCUUCAAUGUGACCUCUACAAACGAGAGCUUUGUUACUUGCGCCCCCUAUCCCCACGCUGGGAAACUGCACCCUCAGAUUCACUCCAUGGCCUCCUUCCUUAUUUUCUACGUCAUCCCCCUGUUGGUGAUAAGCAUGUACUACACCUUCAUCGCCCGCAGCCUUUUCAAGAGUGCGUCCAACCUUCCCAUGGAGGGGAAUGUCCAUGCAAAACGACAGGUAGAAUCCAGAAAACGCUUGGCCAAGACAGUUCUUGUGUUCGUUGGUCUCUUUGCAGUGUGCUGGCUGCCCAGUCACGUCAUCUACUUGUACCGCUCCUAUCACUAUUCCCAGGUGGACACGUCUUUGGGUCACUUUGUGUUCAGCGUUGUUGCUCGGAUUUUGGCCUUCACCAACUCCUGCAUGAACCCGUUUGCCCUUUACCUGCUGAGCAAAACCUUCAAGAAGCAGUUCAACCAGCAGCUGUGCUGCUGCUGUCAGUUCAUGUUCAAACACUCCCCACAGAGCCCAAAACAUUAUAACACACGCAUGACUUCAGUCCACAGCACACGUCACUCUGUGGCAAGUCUGACAAUGAUCAAUGGGAGGCAGCUCUGUCAGGAGGAGUAUGUGUAA
This is a messenger RNA of Gambusia affinis (western mosquitofish), 1191 nucleotides long. It is a transcript of the gene grpr, whose product is annotated as gastrin-releasing peptide receptor. Gene Ontology annotation, biological process: G protein-coupled receptor signaling pathway. The record is from RefSeq and is a predicted model, not a curated record. NCBI's taxonomy places the organism in Eukaryota, Metazoa, Chordata, Actinopteri, Cyprinodontiformes, Poeciliidae. The coding region runs from base 133 to 1191 and encodes 352 amino acids. Gene Ontology annotation, cellular component: membrane. The transcript has 5 exons. Gene Ontology annotation, molecular function: G protein-coupled peptide receptor activity.